AGCAGUGCAGCUUAGGGCUCUGUUAUGCACACCUGAGCACAUCAGUGGACUUUACGGCUAGGUUCACAUAUGUGCUGGUGGUGCCGCUGCGGAUCCACACAAAAAUCUGUACAGCCACACCACUCUGCACAGAGGAAUGUGGACCCGCAGGAGGGUGCCAUUAUUUCUAAUGGCAUGCUGCCCGCAUUGGAAAUCGCAACCGUACUGGGAACCGAGGUUCCCGCGCGGGCUGCGUUUUCAGAAGUGCAAGGACUUCUUCCCUGCAUGUCCCGGGGCACGGAACUUCAUUCAAAUGUAUGGGCUCUCGUGCCCACGCAAAAAGUGGCCUGCAGGAAUGUGAAUAUGUGA
Molecule: messenger RNA, 348 nt
Organism: Staurois parvus
Lineage: Eukaryota; Metazoa; Chordata; Amphibia; Anura; Ranidae
Source: the annotation of a GenBank genome assembly